Messenger RNA from Dictyostelium purpureum, 840 nucleotides. RefSeq lists its product as uncharacterized. Gene Ontology annotation, molecular function: S-formylglutathione hydrolase activity. NCBI's taxonomy places the organism in Eukaryota, Evosea, Eumycetozoa, Dictyosteliales, Dictyosteliaceae. The transcript is spliced from 3 exons. The record is from RefSeq and is a predicted model, not a curated record. Bases 1 to 840 code for a protein of 279 amino acids. Gene Ontology annotation, biological process: formaldehyde catabolic process. Gene Ontology annotation, cellular component: cytosol.
AUGUCAAUCAAAUUACUAUCAACAUCAAAAUGUUUUGGAGGGGAAAUUAGAAGAUACUCCCAUCAAUCAGAUACAUUAUCAUGUGAAAUGAAAUUCCAUGUUUAUGUACCACCAAAAUCUGAUAAAAAACCAUCCAUUCUUUAUUUUUUGGGUGGUUUAACAUGCACAGAUGAAAACUUUAUUCAAAAAGGUGGUGCUCCUCAAUAUGCCGCCAAUUGCAAUAUCUUUUUAGUUUGUCCAGAUAGCUCACCACGUGGUGUACCAGCUGGUGAAGAAGAUUGUUGGAGUGGUCCUGGUGCUGGUGCUGGUUAUUAUCUUAAUGCCUCAAAUGAAAAAUACAAGAAACACUAUAACAUGUAUGACUAUAUCACCAAAGAAUUAUACACUCUUAUUAGUACCGAAUUUAAAGAUUUAACAAACACUGAAAAACAAUCAAUCUUUGGUCACAGCAUGGGUGGUAUGGGUGCUUUAAAUAUUUUCUUCAAAAAUUCAAAUCUUUAUAAAUCAAUUAGUGCAUUUUCACCAAUUUCAAAUCCAAUUAAUUGUGAAUGGGCUAGUAAAGCAUUAAAAUCUUAUUUAGGUGAUGAUCAAUCAAAAUUGGAAGAAUAUGAUCCAACAUUUGUAUUAAAAUCCUACAGUGGUCCAAAAGUUGACCUUCUUGUUGAUAUUGGUACUGCAGAUGAAUUCUUCAAUGAUCUUAAAGUCGAUAAAUUAAAAGAAGUAAACAAUCAAAACAUUAAUCUUACAUUAAGACAUCAAGACGGUUACAACCAUGGCUAUUUUUAUGUAUCCACCUUUAUGAAAGAUCAUAUCGAAUUCCAUUCAAAAUAUUUAAAUUAA